Molecule: messenger RNA, 270 nt
Organism: Oppiella nova
Lineage: Eukaryota; Metazoa; Arthropoda; Arachnida; Sarcoptiformes; Oppiidae
Source: the annotation of a GenBank genome assembly
AUGGACAAAAUAAGCAAUGUAAAUCCAGUCUCUCCACAUCAUGAAAAUAUAAAACCCGCAGCAAAUACAGGUGCCAUCCCUAAGAGGGUGUCGAGUAGUAUAUCACGUAAUACUGAGUCUAAUGUCUCGAACGGAUAUAUAAGUAGUAUUCGCGAGAAGUUUGAAAAGUUGUCACAAAAUAACAAAACUGGGAAAUAAUACAUCAAAAUAUUCUCCAAUUAAAUGUUAUUUAAUAUAUUAUUAAUUUUAUACAGUAGUGUUAUUUAGUGC